Messenger RNA from Symbiodinium necroappetens, 3573 nucleotides. The record is from the annotation of a GenBank genome assembly. Lineage: Eukaryota; Dinophyceae; Suessiales; Symbiodiniaceae.
AUGGCAGAAGGCAAGAUGGACAAGGGAGACAAGGACAAGGACAAAGCGGAAGAGGAACCUUCCGGAGUUCAGCUUGUCCACCGGCACGUCUUCGGCUUCCGAAGUGGGGUGAAAGGCAACAUGCAUUUCACAGACGACGCGCACUUGCUGUAUCCGGCCGGGCACAACACGAUCUUGUACCAUUCGGAUCACAAGACGCAAAUCAGAGUCUUUCCGGGUUCCGAGGGGUCGGAAGGCAUUACGGCUUUGGCACUAAGCCCCAACCGGAAGUUCUUGGUGGCCUGCGAGAAGUUUCAGGAGAGGGCCAUCAGCUACAUCUACGACGUCACGACCGGCAAGCGCAGGCGUGGCCAGCUCUCAUAUGCAGACUGCGACGCAAGGGAAUUCGUUUGCGCAGCUUUCUCCGCAGAGAACAAGUUUCUCAUCACACAGGGUGGGCCUCCGGACUGGACUCUGAUUCUCUGGUCUUGGGACAAGGCCAAAGCCCAUGGCGCUGUGAAGGUUUCCAACCUGACAGGCUCGAUGAUCCAUGAGUGCUCCUUCAACCCCCAAGACUCGUCGCUCGUGUGUGUCAUCGGUGAUGGUGUCUUUAAAUUCUUCCGACUUCAAGACGGUACCUUCAAAGGGAUUCCCAACCAGCUUUCGAAGAUGAGGGAGGCUUUUAAUCAGAACUACAUGUGCCACACCUGGCUGAAUGAUGACCGCCUCAUUGUCUGUAGUGAAGCUGGCGAUGCCUUGCUCUUUGACAGUGGCGGGGAAUUCAAGAUGGUCCUUCCCAGCUCGCCGGCGGAGCCAAGGUCUCUUCUCUGCGUGGCCUCCUUCAGCCGAGGCUUCAUCGCAGGAGGCGAAAAGGGUACCGUCACUUUUUACGAGCGAAGUGACGACGCCAAGGAGAUGUUUCGCAAAGCCAAAGAGGUGAAGCUCGACUCUGCCACUGCGCUGGGAUCGCUGGCAGUCGGUGCAGUCACAGCGAUGGCCGUGAGUCCUUCCGAGGAGACGGUGGCCAUUGCCACAUCCACAAACCAGCUGCUGACUUUCUCUCUUAGCCCAACAGACAUGCUCAAGGCAGAGGAUAGCACUGUGGAACAUGCACUGACGUCCUUCCACUCUGGGCCGAUUUUCGGCCUAGAUGUGUGCGUGCGGAAGCCACUAGCAGUGACGUGCGGAACCGACAAGUCCGUGCGUAUUUGGAACUAUGUGGACAAGACGCAGGAGCUGUGCAAGGUAUUCAACGAGGAAGCAUUCUCGGUUGCCUUUCAUCCCAGUGGCUUCCACCUCAUCGUGGGUUUUGCGGAUAAAGUUCGUCUCAUGAACCUCUUGAUGGAGGAUUUCAGGACGUACAAGGAGAUUCCAAUCAAGGCUUGUCGAGAGUGUCGCUUUAGCCACGGAGGGCAGUUCUUUGCGGCAGUGAACUCCAACACCAUCCAGGUGUACAAGACCUACACUUGCGAGUUGGUUCUCAAUUUGCGGGGUCACCAGAGUAAGGUCAAGGCAAUAUGCUGGACUGUGGACGACUUCCGCUUGGUCUCGACAGGGCAGGACGGUGCAACCUUUGAGUUCGAUAUCUUGAAAGAAUCAACGAACAGAAAGCAAGAUUGGUCGCAGAAAGGAACUAGCUUCACCAGCAUCAUCGCCUACAGCAAUCCUGAAGCAACUGCUCAGAGCACCACGAUCUACGUGGCAGGGUCGGACAAAAUGCUCAAGGAGGUCCAGGACUCGCAGCUGACCAACUACGUGGAGUCCAAUGCCGUUCUUGGACAGCUGGCUCUUGCACCCGCUGCCAAAGCUUUAGUCGCCGGCGUGGCAGAGCCUGACAUGCCUGGCUCCCUGCGCUGCUACAAGUUCCCACUUACAGGAGACUACGUUGAGUACCAGGCCCAUUCCGCUCCGGUAUCUCGGAUUCGCAUCGCCUGGGAUGAACUGUACCUCUUCAGCACUGGCGAUGACGGCUGCCUGUGCAUCUUCGAUCUCAAGAAGCUUGGUGGCAAGCAGGAGAAGGAUUCCAGCCUUGGCCUGGGCUAUGCCGACGAGAUUCUCGUGACAAGCCAGUUUCUUGAAGAAAAGCAGGCGGUUUUGUUGGACCUGGAGCGCAAGGUUGAAGAGCUCAAGGGCCGCAUGGAGUACCAACUGCGGACACGCGAUGGACUUCACAAAGAGAAGAUGGCGGAAAUGCAAGAGAAGUACGGUGAGGAAAUCGAAACAGAGCGCCGAAAGUUCGAAGUGCUUCGAGAAGAGAAGGCGGAGGCGGAGAUGGAGAAUGAAGAGAAGAUCAAGGACGAGGAAGAGAAGCAUGCCAGAGACCUGCAAGAACAGCAAGAGUCCUUCGACCAAAAGAUGAUUGUGGAGGACCAGCGCUACAAGAAGCUCGAGAAAGACCUUGAACGGGAAAAGCAGGAAUGGGCGACGCAGCAUGCCGCCCUCCUGGCAGAACAUGCUCAAGUCAUCGAGCAGAUCAAACAGGAUGCCGAGAAGAUCCAGAGGUCAAAUCGGGACACCAUGGACAGGAUUAUCAAAGAGAAGGAAGUGGCUUUCAAGCACCACCAGGAGACGCUAGCACAACUGGAGCGCGAUGCAGAUCGUGAAAUCGAGGAACUCAAGGAAAUGUAUGAGCAGAAGCUGGCGCAGGAGAAGGACGACAAGGUGCGACUGCGCGGGCAAGCUGGGAUCCAUCAGAAGCACCACCACGACUUGAACACAGAUAUGAUGAAGAAGCAGGAUGAGGUCCAGAAGAAGGCGGAUGAGAGCAAGAAGGCCGAAGAGAAGAUUCUGGGCCUUGUGAAGGACAAGGACUCCAACGAAAAGGAGAUCAAAGAGCGUGACAAGACCAUCCACGACAAAGAGCAGCGAAUCUUCGAUCUAAAGAAGCAGAAUCAGGAGUUGGAGAAAUUCCGCUUCGUUUUGGACUACAAGAUCCGAGAGCUGAAAGCCCAGAUCGAUCCCAAGACCGCAGACAUCGCUUCCAUGAAGACGCAGACGCAGGCCAUGGAAGAUGAGCUGAAUGACUACAAGCGCAAGAACAAGCAGCUUGCGCUUCAAAUCUCGCAGCUUCAGAUGAAGCAGCGCGCGCUGCAGGAGGAGAUCAAAGCGCAGAAGAGAAAGCUGCGGGACGAUCUGUCGCUCAUCAAGCGCUUCAAGUUGGACUUGAGUGACUGCCUUGAGACCAUCUCUGAGCCCAAAGCAUUGAAAGAGAGUGUCACAGCCCUCUACAGGAAAUAUGUCCAGGGCGGGGCAAAGCGACAAGAUCUCGACACAGACAUGCAGAAGGAGUACAACAGGCAGCGCGACUACCUCGAGAAGUCUGUCGAUUCGCUGAAACGAAAGCUGGAGAAAGACAGCCAGGCCCAUCGUAUCGACAACAUGCGAAUAAUGCAGGAGAACGUCUCGCUCAUCCGAGAGAUCAAUGACCUACGGAGGGAGAUCAACAACCUGAAGCACGAGCGGCAAGCUCAGGAGCUCGCAAACAUGGGCCAGAGCAUCCAGACCUCCAAGGCCGCGGAUUUGGAACGUGAGCUGGACAUGCAGCGAGAGGAGAUCGCUUCACUUACGAAGCAGCUUAAAGACUACACGGGCUGA